AUGGUGAAAUCUCUAAUAGAAGUCUCGCAGGAAUUCCCCUUUACCUCUGAUUUUGAUUUCUUCUUUGAGUCAGAUACCCUAAUCUUCACAAUCUUCUACAUCAAUCCGACAGCCUCUGAUGAAUCUAGAGCACAGUAUCUCCAAGAGGUUUUUCAAGAAUUGUCCGAGUUUCUCAAACCAUGGCGCAAAUAUUAUACCUGGAACGACAAUCCUUUAGAUAUAAAACUAGUCGAGGAUUCCUUGCAAGAAAACAACCGGUAUAGUUACGUUUAUGGACAUUUACAAUUUGGCAAUUCUUUGAGUGAUGAGUGGUUAGUGGUCAGUUUGAUCAUCACAUUUUUCACAAUAUUUUGCUCGUUCUCUUUCGACAAACAGGAUAUUUUAAUCCAUUUUUUUGAUCAAGAUGGAGAGUUUUUAUUGAUUGAGUCUCCAGAGAAUAUUCCUGAUUGGUGUGAGCCGUCAAAUACCUUUAAUAGAAUUUGGAUCAAUGGAAAUGGUGAUCUACUAUUGAUACCUCAUGGAAGCACAAAAAACGCUAAUCAGAUCAAAAGUUUGAAAUUAACUGAAGCUGUCUCGUACAUGAUGAAGUAUAAUUAUUUGAUUGACAAGAAUAGCUUGGUAAAGUUAAGACAUGAGAUUUGGAAUAACAGGUUGAAAAAUGCAAUAACAGAAGCAUUAAGCUAUACAGUAUUUAACGAGGUGAAAAUCAAUCGCAAGGUUGCGUCAAUAAUCUUGAAAUUAUCAAUCUACCGCCAGAAUCAUUCUCUUCUGAAUACAGAAGAUCAUCAUUUAAUGAUUCCCAAUGUUUUUUCUAGAAGUUUUGGUGCCUAUAUUGAGAAUCUUACCACAAUAGAUCUCCAAAAACUGUUGGCAGAGGCCAGAGGAACCGCUUUUGAAAAAUUGAAUUUUAAAAAUGCUGAUGAUUUGAUAGUCUUGUGGAUCCCUAUGUCUUUAUUACAUUACACGGUUUUAAAACUGCGACAUUCUAACCCGCAAAACAAGGAGAUUCCGAUGAAUGAGUUCCUAGGAGAAGCUUUAUCUUCGGGCUUUCAAAGUUUUGUCGCUGAUUCAGAUGUGGAUGUUCAGCAGUAUACUCAAAAAUUGAGUGUGGAAGAUGAUCUUGAAGACAUUUCACUUUCGAACAUAAAUGAUUUUAUUCUAUCAAAUCCUCUUCAACAGUCGCUUUUGACCAAAGGUGUACUUAAAGAAAAAGUAUCGACAAUUGACUUGAAUAAAUUCGAAAAAGAAGUCAGUGAUCUUGGGAAGAAGAAAGAUGAAUCAUUAAAUAGUAAUAAUAACAUAAAUGAAGAGAAAUUAAUGGAAAAGAUCAAGAAUUUUAUUCAAGAAAGAGAUCUAGAAAAUAACCCUACUGUGCCAAAAAUUCCCAAGAAUGAAAAACCUGAAGACAAAGGAGGUAAUGACUUGAAGAAUUCAGUAAAAAAUGAUGAUAUAAAUUUGGAUGAUUAUUAUAAUGACGAUAGUGACUAUUCUUCGGGUAACGAAAAUGAAGAAGUGAUUAAUUAUCUCAAGAAGGAAAAAAUCUCAAUAACUGAGGACGAUUUUUUUGAGUAUUUCUUAACUGAAGCACUUAAUAUUCCAAAAGAUGAGUUAGAAGACUACAGAUCUAUUAUAGCAAAAAACAAAAAUCAAGUCAAGGACGAAGAAGAGAUUAUGAAUGGGAAAAAAAGAAAGCCCAAACGAGAAGCCUCUGACUAUGAUGGUAUCAAUGAUGAUGAAUACGAUACUUCGCAAGACCAAUUUGAAGGCAAUGGGGAGUAUAACAUAUCAGAAGAGGAUAUCAAAAGUUUAGGAGAAUUGAUGAAAUUACUACAAACAAAUAAUGGAAAUGAGAUGGGUAAUCCAGGAUUUGGAUUUUUGCAGAAUUUUAUGUCAGAAUAA
Messenger RNA from Saccharomycopsis crataegensis, 1899 nucleotides. RefSeq lists its product as uncharacterized. The record is from RefSeq and is a predicted model, not a curated record. The transcript has a single exon. Gene Ontology annotation, cellular component: nucleus. Lineage: Eukaryota; Fungi; Ascomycota; Saccharomycetes; Ascoideales; Saccharomycopsidaceae. The coding region runs from base 1 to 1899 and encodes 632 amino acids.